GCUGCCUCUGCCGAAGAGGAGACAGUGGCGCACACGGGCAGCGUGAGUUCUGCUGAGAACGAGGCGACGACAUCGAAGGAGGCGGCUCCCGUCUCUCAAGGCCAAGGCGGUGUGUCGUCGUCGGACGCAGCCGCUCCCGCUGGGGCGGCACAGGAGGGGAGCCGCGCAGGAGCAACGGAUGCAGGUGGCGCUGCUGUUCACGGCGGUGCGGCAAGGAAGGGCGGUGAGGCCGCACCGUCCAAGCCUGCAGGCGCCGUGGCAGCAAAGGAUGCGGCAUCCGUCCCCGCACCCCACAACGAAAGCAACAACAACAACAGCGGGGGACUGUUGCAGAAGCUGAACGCCGAGGACGGCGCUGUGUGUGGGCGCCGAGCGCUGACGCCGCUGCUUCUGCUGGGGCUGUGGGCGUUUGCGGCGCUGUGA
Messenger RNA from Trypanosoma conorhini, 423 nucleotides. RefSeq lists its product as uncharacterized. The record is from RefSeq and is a predicted model, not a curated record. The annotation marks the transcript as partial. Lineage: Eukaryota; Euglenozoa; Kinetoplastea; Trypanosomatida; Trypanosomatidae. The transcript has a single exon.